Bursaphelenchus okinawaensis is the source of this 2443-nucleotide messenger RNA. The record is from the annotation of a GenBank genome assembly. NCBI's taxonomy places the organism in Eukaryota, Metazoa, Nematoda, Chromadorea, Rhabditida, Aphelenchoididae.
AUGAAAGAUGUGAUGAACAACUUCAUCGCCGUAUGUCCCUACAUAGAGUUGACCAUAUGCUUUCCGUGCAUUGCCAUCAACAUAUACUCGGCCGUACGAUUUGCCAACAUACAUUCGUUUAACAACAAUUUCAGGAUUAUUAUGGUAGAUCACAUGACUUACUUUAUCCUACUCUACUCUACCCUACCCUACCCUACCCUACCCUACCCUACCCUACCCUACCCUACCCUACCCUACCCUACCCUACCCUACCCUACCCUACCCUACCCUACCCUACCCUACCCCCCUACCCUACCCUACAUUACCCUACCCCUACCCUACCCUACCCUACCCUACCCUACCCUACCCUACCCUACCCUACCCUACAUUACCCUACCCUACCCUACCCUACCCUACCCUACCCUACCCUACCCUACCCUACCCUACCCUACUCUACCCUACCCUACCCUACCCUACCCUACCCCUACCCUACUCUACCCUACCCUACCCUACCCUACCCUACCCUACCCUACCCUACCCUAUCCUACCCUACCCUACCCCACCCUACCCUACCCUACCCUACCCUACCCUACCCUACCCUACCCUACCCUACCCUACCCUACCCUACCCUACCCUACCCUAUCCUACCCUACCCUACCCUACCCUACCCUAUCCUACCCUAUCCUAUCCUACCCUACCCUACCCUAUUCUACCCUACCCUACCCUACCCUACCCUACCCUACCCUACCCUACCCUACCCUACCCUACCCUACCCUUCCCUACCCUACCCUACCCUACCCUACCCUAUCCUACCCUACCCUACCCUACCCUACCUUACCCUACCCUAGCCUACCCUACCCUACCCUACCCUACCCUUCCCUAUCCUACCCUAUUCUACCCUACCCUACCCUACCCUACCCUACUAUAUAAACAUGCCAUUUCAGAUAGUGACAAACUUCAUCGUAGCCGGUAUCUCUAUUUUACAUCCAAUCAUAUCACUAACCCCCGCUUAUUACAUAUCAUAUCAAACGGGUAACUUUAUCGAAACUACAGCAUUUUACUUUAUUGCCUACAUUCACCAAACAUGCACUUUUAUUUUUGAUAUCAAGUACUUUAUACUUGGGUUUGAGAGAUGGUUUGCGUUUCGAUCAAGAGCAACAUACGAACAUAGCAAGGAUAAUACUAGUGUCAAAGUGUUUAUUUGCAUGGUAAGUGUAUAUAUGGUAACAAAAACUGACAAUAGGCUAUUCCUAUGGGCUGGGGCUCUGGGCUGGGCUGGGCUGGGCUGGGCUAGGGCUAGGAACUAAAAUAAAAAAUUCUUUCUAGAUAAUAUUAGCCAUGUGUGUUGUAACAACUAAAGUGAUGUGUUUCUUAAAGUUCAAUGAAGGGCGACCCGUAGACAGUAUACUAAUAAGGGCGCUUGUGCUUGAAAACGACUUGCCAACGUUAAUAUCAACCCACUUUUUUGCCACAUUUUCAUGGCUUUAUUCCGCCGCGGUAAGUAAAAUGUCAUAGAAUGGUCAGCUCUAACCAAAAAUGUCAUAAAAUUCUCAUUUCUAAUGCAAAACUACGUCUAUUUAUAAACUGCAGGCUGCGGGAGAUAUGUUAUACGAUGAAAAGUAUUUUUGUUUAGUAAAGCAAGUAUCAGGUUGUCUAAUUAAUUAUGUGCUCCUUAAGCCAAAAAUUACUCUGAAAAGUUACUCUAUACGUGAGUUCGGGCACAUAAUUAUUUGAACGACCUAUAAUACUAUGUAAAACAUUCUUUUCAGAUCUUCUCAAGCCUAUUGAAGACAGCUAAUGAGCACAAGUUCUCCGGGAAGACUUUGACCGAGAGUUAUCAGAUCAAAGAGACGAUCAAUAUAUUAUCAGUCAUUCAGCCAAUCAUCAAAGCCUACUUGACGGUGGUGGUGGCUUGUACCAUAUGUGUUUCAAUCAACAUGUAUGGCCUUAUGUUUGGGUUAUGGCAAAAGUACAGUAACUACUAUCAAGGAUUGACUAAUGUAAGGCUUUGACAUAUGAUAUAUACUAAGCCGUUCAAGUAAUGCUGUGCCUCCUUUAGGUUGUUUAAAUAAUUCAGUGCUCUCUUUAAGUCGUUCAAAUAAUUCUGUGCCUUCUAAACCUAAAAAUUUUGUUUUGAGGGGGCAUAGAAUUAUUUGAAAAUUUUAAUAUUUAUAUUGAAAACGGCCGCUACCUUACAUAUAUAACUAUAUUACACGCAUACCUACCUGUAUUACCUAUACUUACCUUAGUUUAGCUAGAAUAUAUCUUCAUCAACAUGUACAACUUCUACUCCAGCUCCUACGCCAUUUGGUAUCUACGACCGUUACGACGAGUAUUUCUGACCGACCUACGAUCCCUCUUUCGUACCUCAAUCGACAUCGACAACCGAGUCAAUCCCUCCGUCGAGAAGUACGACGAUGAAGCUAAGAUAUAUUUUGAUCAACUUCAAAGUCAAUGGAGUUGA